This is a messenger RNA of Tupaia belangeri chinensis (Chinese tree shrew), 1583 nucleotides long. RefSeq names its product eukaryotic translation initiation factor 2B subunit delta (gene EIF2B4). The record is from RefSeq and is a predicted model, not a curated record. NCBI's taxonomy places the organism in Eukaryota, Metazoa, Chordata, Mammalia, Scandentia, Tupaiidae.
CCUCGGGAUCUGGGAUGAAGGCGGAGCUUGCUCCUCGGCCUGCGGUAGGGGGCAGGGAGUUGACUCAAGAAGAGAAGCUGCAGCUUCGGAAGGAAAAGAAACAGCAGAAGAAGAAACGGAAGGAGGAAAAGGGGACAGAACCAGAAACUAACUCUGCUGUAGCUGCAGCCCGGUGUCAAGUUGGCUCAACCAGAGAACCUUCCGGAUCUGGCAGUCAGUUGGGCCCUCCCGGAGAGAAAGUUCCAGCUGGUCGGAGUAAGGCUGAACUUCGGGCUGAGCGGCGAGCCAAGCAGGAGGCUGAGCGGGCCCUGAAACAGGCCAGAAAAGGAGAACAAGGAGGGCCACCUCCUCAGGCCUGUCCCAGCACACCUGGAGAUACCCACUCAGGAGUGAAGCGUCUCCCUGAGUACGUUCAGGUUGAUGAUCCUACGCUCCUGCGAAGGCUUGUUAAGAAACCAGAGCGGCAGCAGGUUCCUACACGAAAGGAUUAUGGAUCCAAAGUCAGUCUCUUCUCCCACCUACCCCAGUACAGCAGACAAAACUCUCUGACCCAAUAUAUGAGCAUCCCAUCCUCUGUGAUCCACCCAGCCAUGGUGCGACUCGGCCUGCAGUACUCCCAGGGCCUGCUCAGUGGCUCCAAUGCCCGGUGUAUUGCCCUGCUCCAUGCCUUAAAGCAGGUGAUUCAAGAUUACAUAACGCCUCCUAAUGAGGAGCUCUCAAGGGAUCUUGUGAAUAAGCUAAAACCCUACAUCAGCUUCCUGACUCAGUGCCGUCCCCUGUCAGCCAGCAUGUAUAACGCCAUCAGGUUCCUUAACAAGGAGAUCACCAGUGUGAGCAGCUCCAAGCAGGAAAAGGAGGCUAAGUCAGAACUUCAAAAAGCCAUUGAUCAGUAUGUGAAAGAGAAGAUCGUGCUUGCAGCUCAGGCGAUUUCACGCUUUGCUUACAAGAAGAUCAGCAAUGGAGAUGUGAUCCUGGUGUAUGGAUGCUCAUCUCUGGUGUCACGAAUUCUUCAGGAGGCUUGGACUGAGGGCCGGCGGUUUCGAGUGGUAGUGGUAGACAGCCGGCCGCGGCUGGAGGGAAGGCACAUGCUACGUUUUCUUGUCCGUGCUGGGGUCCCUGCCUCCUACCUACUGAUUCCUGCAGCCUCUUAUGUGCUCCCAGAGGUUUCUAAGGUGCUAUUGGGAGCUCAUGCACUCCUGGCCAAUGGGUCUGUGAUGUCACGGGUAGGGACAGCACAACUGGCCCUUGUGGCUCGAGCCCAUAACGUGCCAGUACUUGUCUGCUGUGAAACAUACAAGUUCUGUGAGCGUGUGCAGACUGAUGCCUUCGUCUCCAAUGAGCUCGAUGACCCUGAUGAUCUACUGUGUGAACAGGGAGAACAUGUGGCCCUGGCCAACUGGCAGAACCACCAGUUCCUACGAUUGUUGAAUCUGGUCUAUGACGUGACUCCCCCAGAACUUGUGGAUCUGGUGAUCACGGAGCUUGGGAUGAUUCCUUGCAGUUCUGUGCCUGUUGUCCUACGAGUCAAGAGCAGUGAUCAGUGAGGGGGACUUGUAGGGUCAAUAAAUGGCAUACUCCCCACC